Carassius gibelio (silver crucian carp) is the source of this 925-nucleotide messenger RNA. It is a transcript of the gene cdx1a, whose product is annotated as caudal type homeobox 1a. The transcript is spliced from 3 exons. Bases 80 to 784 code for a protein of 234 amino acids. Gene Ontology annotation, cellular component: nucleus. Lineage: Eukaryota; Metazoa; Chordata; Actinopteri; Cypriniformes; Cyprinidae. Gene Ontology annotation, molecular function: DNA-binding transcription factor activity, RNA polymerase II-specific; RNA polymerase II transcription regulatory region sequence-specific DNA binding. The record is from RefSeq and is a predicted model, not a curated record. Gene Ontology annotation, biological process: animal organ morphogenesis; embryo development; anterior/posterior axis specification.
GGGCAAACAAACGCGCGCCCGCGAGCGCUCCGGUAAGGUGAAGUUCAGUUAAAGUAAAACUUUUCAGCUCGCGAGGAAAAUGUCCGUGAGCUUCCUGCUGGACGCGGCCAUGUACGGCAACUCCGCGAGACACCUGAACCUCAGCCAGCCUCACCUGAACGUCUACCCUUCUGCCCCGUACCCGGACUACAGCGGAUACCACCCGGGUCCGGUCCUCGGGAAUGACCUGCAUCACAACGGCAGCUCGUGGAGUCCCGGGUUCGACCCGGUUUCGCGCGAGGACUGGCCGCCGCUAUAUGGUCACGGGACGGGCCACUCGCUCCCGGCGAACGGCGUGGAGGUCAGCGUGAUUCCGCCCGUGGACCAGGGUCUUCUGAGCGGCGCGGUGGAGAGAGAAGAGCCGCUGGACUGGAUGAGACGCACCACGGCUCCCGCGAACCUGGGAGGAAAGACACGGACGAAGGACAAGUACAGAGUGGUGUACAGUGACGUACAGCGUCUGGAGCUGGAGAAGGAAUUUCAUUUCAGCCGCUACAUCACCAUCAGACGGAAGGCGGAGCUCGCCGGGGCCCUGAGCCUAUCAGAACGCCAGGUGAAGAUCUGGUUUCAAAACAGACGAGCCAAAGAAAGGAAAAUGAACAAGAAGCGACUCCAGCAGGCUCAGCUGAGCUCCACGUCCACACCGGUCAGUGUGUCCGGCCACGCCAACACCGCCAUGGUCAGCAGCACCAAUAACAGCUUGAUGACAGACAAUAUAUCGAUCAGCAUCAAAGAGGAAUACUGAAAACUCUUCCAGACAGAAGGAUAAACAGGACAUGUUUACACCGUUUCAGUGACACUGAGUGGAGCGUUCAUAUUGCACUACAUGAAAGACACGCAAACACGUUUUAUUGUGAAUAACGCGCACAGUAUUUCAAUUUUUUUU